Carica papaya (papaya) is the source of this 1221-nucleotide messenger RNA. Its product is annotated as alpha/beta-Hydrolases superfamily protein. Gene Ontology annotation, molecular function: lipase activity. The record is from RefSeq and is a predicted model, not a curated record. NCBI's taxonomy places the organism in Eukaryota, Viridiplantae, Streptophyta, Magnoliopsida, Brassicales, Caricaceae. Gene Ontology annotation, biological process: lipid storage. Gene Ontology annotation, cellular component: lipid droplet.
CCCUUCCUGACCCAUCACGUGGAAAGCAAGAAACUUCGUUUAACAAUUUUCUUUGAGGCAAAAAAUAAUAAUAAUAAUAAUAAUAAAUACGAGAAAUGCUAGUUCGCGCUCUGCCUUCCACUUCCCGGGUCUUCACUCUCAUUCUCUCUUCCAGCUCCAGGAAAAGAUAUAGAUCAACUUCCAUGACUAGAGAAACGGGUCUUCGCGAUUUCAAUUCUGGAACUAAAAAAUCUGUAAAUUUUCGACUCUGCAAUGUUUCCAGUCACACUACUGAAUUAUUGGAAAUUCAAGCUGAUGAUCCUACAUUCCACGUUUUGUUCAUCCCUGGAAAUCCAGGUGUUAUUACAUUUUACAAGGAGUUCGUGGAAUCACUCUAUGAGUUGCUUGGAGGAAAUGCAUCAGUAACAGCUAUUGGGCAUAUAUCUCACACCAAAAAGGAUUGGGAACGUGGGAAGUUGUUCUCAUUAGAAGAACAGAUUGAUCAUAAGAUGGAUUUUGUCAAGCAAGAACUGCAGAAUAGAGAAGUUCCUAUAGUUCUGGUGGGGCAUUCUAUAGGUUCAUAUAUAUCUCUUGAAAUGUUGAGGAGGUCUACAGAGAAGGUGAUAUAUUGCAUUGGCGUAUAUCCAUUCUUAGCUGUAAAUCAAUACUCACGGACACAGUCUCAUAUUAGGAAGAUUGCAGCGUCCCCGAUUCUUUCUGUUAUAAUUUGUCUGCUUGUAGCACUGCUGGGAUUAUUGCCUGUGUGGGCUUCAAGGUUAAUCGUCUCAAAAUCUGUUGGAAUAUCAUGGUCUGCGACUGCUGUCGAUGCUACUUGUACUCACUUGCGACAGUACCACACUAUGCGGAAUGUGCUCUUUAUGGCAAUGACAGAAUUUAAAGAGCUUUCAAAAACACCAAAUUGGACAUUUAUGAGAGAAAAUCAGCACAAGAUCUCAUUUUUGUACGGCAUUGAUGAUCACUGGGGUCCAAUGUACAUGUUUAACGAGAUAUCCAAACAGGCCCCAAAGAUUUCCUUGUCAGUUGAAGGAGAGGGGCAUACUCAUGCCUUCUGUUGCACAGAAGCUGGUUCUUUGUGGGUUGCUCAUCAUGUAACAAGCUUGAUAGAAAAGAAAAUUUCAGGUCAGACCUAGAAAAGUUAAGAUGCAGAUUAUUGAAAGCUCUGCAAUCGUGUUUCUUCCUGUAAUUGAAAGAAUAAUGAUGAUGCUAAACUAGGGUUUCCAA